Messenger RNA from Aspergillus thermomutatus, 1074 nucleotides. RefSeq lists its product as uncharacterized. The transcript has a single exon. NCBI's taxonomy places the organism in Eukaryota, Fungi, Ascomycota, Eurotiomycetes, Eurotiales, Aspergillaceae. Bases 1 to 1074 code for a protein of 357 amino acids. The record is from RefSeq and is a predicted model, not a curated record.
AUGGCUGAAAAGUCCGACAGUCCUUGCCUCCGAGAUAUAGUUCAAGAGGAGGACUACAAUGCCACGCGGUAUCCCCGUGAUCGCAGCAAUCGCUACCUCAAACAGUCUCUCAGAAUGCUGCUGAUCCUCACGAUCCUUUUCGUCGUGAUGACCAUCGGAUUCGUGCAUCUGACUAUACAGCUGGGUCGUGAGCGUGACCUGGUUCUCCACCUCGAGCAACAAAUCCAUACAUACGAGAACCACGGCAACGCCAUCAGCAAGCGUGCCAUCCCCUGGUUCCUCGGCGCAGCGUUCUGGGUCACCAACCAGGUGUUUGCAUUCUAUGGGCUGGCGACGAGCUGCAAGUCCUUCACGGACAGUGCCAGAAACGCCGCACUGUGCAUCUGGGGGGCUAUCUCGACAGCGGCCACAUUCAUUGGAGCCGCCGCCCACGGAGCUUCCACAGUCAAGCAAAUCCACAAUCGUCUGGCCCAAAAUGGGAUUUCCAUUGGAAAUUGGAAGAGAGACGAGAUCGUCACCGAGGCAGAAGCUCGGAUGAGUGAAUUGCUCCAGCUCCCUGUGAGCCUGGACGGAUUCGUUCCUCAUCACCACCCGAAGUUGGCCCGGAUGAAAUUAGCAGAGGGGACCAUGUGGCCUGUGUUCCACUUCUACAAUCACCACCAGACCGGCAUGCAUUUUACUCUGACUGCCUAUGAAGAGGAUCACGCAGUCAUGACCCUUGGAUUCGGGCACAAGAGCGACAACAGCAGUAUUGCCAAGCGUGAAUCGUACAAUGAUGAGUAUUUCUCCAAUGGCGGAAUUGACUUUACGGAUUGCUUCAAUGAUGCGCAGAGUACGUACCUGCUCAAUACUGCGUCCGACUACCAGCAGAUGGACAGGGAUAUCGAAUGCUACUUUCCGGAUUUGCAGAACACCUGGGGGGCGGAAAUCCAGAUCUAUGACUCCAACGUGAGGACGACCAUUGGGUCCGGAUCCAUUGCGGCUUACAGGGGUGGUGAUCAUGCUAGCAGCAUCAGUGUGAUGCCGGGCUAUCCGGCGGGUAUUUCCAGCUCGAUUCAAUGUGAGAGGGCAUAA